UAAAGCAAUUCAAUUCAUGUUUACUAUAGUACAAAACAAAAACUUAAAAUCACUUACAAUUUUGAAAAUCCGAAUUAUUACGAAAUACUUUAUAGCUAGCCAACAUUAUGGAUGAUAUACGCAAUCGGGAUAUGAAGGACCUGAUUAAUUUCUUGUUCUUCUUAUUGAAUCGUCAAAACUUUCAUCUGCAUCAGAUCCGCAACGAGGAGAAACGUUUUCGCAAGGCCGUUGACUGUUAUGCCACAACUCACACGAAGUUGAGCCACGUUUGCCAAAUUCGGGACUUUCAAUUGCUGCUAGCAGAGAAUUCUCGUCAGAUGAAGAUCCACCAUGAAAAACUACAAAAGUUCCUCGACUUGAAUGGGGAUCUUAAGGAUACUCCAUUGUAUCAAAAGGCUACGGAAGUUUUAAAGGAGACGCUCCACACAAUGUAGCAACGUCGAAAUGCUUCGAAAUCUUAGCAGUUUUUAAAGAUAUUAUUAAUUCAAUGGACAACGCAAAGAACCUAAAUAAUAAAUAAUUAAUAAACGAUGAGGUUUGCUGCAAUAUAAA
Molecule: messenger RNA, 552 nt
Organism: Drosophila nasuta
Lineage: Eukaryota; Metazoa; Arthropoda; Insecta; Diptera; Drosophilidae
Exons: 1
Coding region: 108-434 (108 amino acids)
Biological process (GO): tubulin complex assembly; post-chaperonin tubulin folding pathway
Molecular function (GO): beta-tubulin binding
Source: RefSeq, a predicted model, not a curated record